CCCAACACACCUCAUUAAAUCUAGGGUUUUUGUAAGACCCAUUUACGGAGUCAGACCACUAAAAAGAGAGUACAGUAGUAGCAGUACUUUAUAGAUUAAAAUUUUCGGCAGAAGAAGAAGAAGAAUUUACAAAACAAAAAUUCUUUUUCUAUUUUUAAUUCCAGAAACCAAUCAUUCACUCCCAGCGAAUUCUAGGGUUUUACAAAGACUACUUGUCUUGCGCCGAUUAUCCCCUUCGCAAUUUUGAUUUAGCCAAAAAAGAAAGAGAAAACUUCACUCAAGGUUUUCUUGAAUUAGGGUUUUAAUUUUUGAUGGCUUAUCACUCGGUUUCAGGUGGUCCUGGAUCAUGGUCAGGAUCAAGUUCUAAUUCAGGUCUUCAGUUCCUGAAUUCUCCUUUUGGUGAUACUACUUAUACUAAGGUAUUUGUUGGUGGAUUAGCAUGGGAAACACAGAGUGAAACUUUACAUCAUCACUUUCAACAGUUUGGUGAGAUCUUGGAAGCUGUUGUUAUUACUGAUAAGAAUACUGGAAGAUCAAAGGGAUAUGGCUUUGUUACUUUUAGCGAUCCUGAAGCUGCAACUAGGGCUUGUUUAGAUCCAAGUCCUGUUAUUGAUGGUAGGAGAGCUAAUUGCAACUUGGCUUCGCUUGGCCGGCCUCAGCAAUCUCCGCAGCCAGUCGGAACCAUGAGGGCAGUAACUCCCUACUACGGCGGAGUGCAGGGUCUCCGUGUGCCAUACAUCGCAAACCCCACUUACACCCAAUCGGUUCCAUACAGCUACCAACAAGGGUUGCCAUAUCCUCCAUAUGGAUACACAACAUAUGGAUCAGAAUACGCCUACCCUCAGGGUCUCUAUAGUCCUAAUAUGGGGCAGCAUUACCUUCAGAUGCAUGGAAUGCCAGGGGCUGUUAACUCGACUAUAUAUCCAUAUGGUCAAUUGCGUCAACCUCUUUCUAGCCCUCAUGGGUACACAGCAGUUCAAGGUUAUACAAUGCCCGGGCAUCAUGUAGUGCAAUUUGGCGGUUACAAUGUUGAUGGGAUAACUGCAGCCCGUGUUCCUACGCUUACAGUGCCAUAUCCCACAGUUGUAGCGGCACCACUACCAGCACAGCCCCGGUUUAUAGUUCCUGCUCAUUCUCCUAAGUUAACGCAUGAUAGCAGUUCUGGUCAAACGACAAAUUAAGGGGUAGAUUUGAGAUGAGUCGCAUCUUGAGGUGUCCUUUAAUUCCAGCUAAGGCUAAGAGCACCAGUUCUGCUACGCAAGUGGCAGGCUUCAAAUUCUAGCCUGCAAGUCAUCAUCUUUGCAUUCUAAAAGGUCAAUUCGUAGUCAUGGUCACUGAGAUACCUCAAAGUCAGAUGUCGGAGUCACUUCAAAUCCUGGAGGAGCCAGAAACAGGGAAGAACCCAGAUUCUGCGGUAGUGUCUGUAAAAGCACUCCUGCCCUGCUAGGAAUCAAAAUGACUGGGCGGAGAUAAUAUUUAUCGCGACAGCUAGGGAUGCUGGAAGCUGGUUUUCAGCAACCUUUGAUGAUCUGAAGUGAGUACUUCAAAACACAUUGGAACCAAAAUAUGGUUUCUAUUGGUCUUAAGGCCCAGGAAGGAAACAGGGUCUUUCAUAGAGUCGGUAUCGUAUAUCUUUUUGUCUUGUUUAGGGGAACGGAGAAGGGUAUCGUAUAUCUUUUUGUCUUGUUUAGGGGAACGGAGAAGGGUCUGUGUUCUCUAUGUAACAACUCAUUUGUGUAAUAGCGUAGCAACAGUAGUGUUCAUUUCAGGGUCUGUGUGGGUGGCGUGUGCAUGUGCAUGUUAAGGGCUCUGGUUGUUGGGCAAGGUGUUUCACAGUUCUUUGUGUCUUUAACUAAGCAUGAAACAACUGACGGGAAAUGGAAUAUAUAUAAUUCAGUUCUGAAAA
Messenger RNA from Papaver somniferum (opium poppy), 1906 nucleotides. RefSeq names its product probable RNA-binding protein ARP1. Lineage: Eukaryota; Viridiplantae; Streptophyta; Magnoliopsida; Ranunculales; Papaveraceae. The record is from RefSeq and is a predicted model, not a curated record. Gene Ontology annotation, molecular function: RNA binding. The transcript is spliced from 8 exons. The coding region runs from base 312 to 1181 and encodes 289 amino acids.